Messenger RNA from Bombina bombina (fire-bellied toad), 791 nucleotides. Its product is annotated as ATP-dependent Clp protease ATP-binding subunit clpX-like, mitochondrial. Gene Ontology annotation, molecular function: ATP hydrolysis activity; ATP binding. Bases 186 to 791 code for a protein of 201 amino acids. Gene Ontology annotation, cellular component: mitochondrial matrix. The transcript has 6 exons. Gene Ontology annotation, biological process: proteolysis; protein catabolic process. The record is from RefSeq and is a predicted model, not a curated record. Lineage: Eukaryota; Metazoa; Chordata; Amphibia; Anura; Bombinatoridae.
UAUAUUAAUCUUUUAUUAACAUUUUUUUUGUUUGUUGUAAGCAAUAAGCUCAUUGUUUUUCCUGUCACUGUUUAAAUCCCCUUUCUGUAGAGUUAGAAAUAAGAAGACGAGAGGAUGAGUACAGAUUCACAAAGCUGCUUCAGAUUGCCGGGAUCAGUCCUCAUGGUAAUGCAUUAGGUGCAUCCAUGCAGCAACAAGUAAACCAACAGCUGCCUCAGGAGAAGCGAGGAGGCGAUGUGCUCGAUUCUAACCAUGAUGACAUCAAGCUGGAGAAAAGCAACAUCUUAUUGCUGGGACCUACUGGCUCUGGUAAAACACUUCUAGCACAAACAUUAGCAAAAUGUUUGGAUGUGCCCUUUGCUAUAUGUGACUGUACCACCCUAACCCAAGCUGGCUAUGUGGGAGAGGACAUUGAAUCUGUAGUUGCCAAACUGCUUCAGGAUGCAAACUAUAAUGUAGAAAAGGCACAACAAGGGAUUGUAUUCUUAGAUGAAGUUGAUAAAAUAGGCAGUGUUCCUGGCAUCCAUCAACUUAGAGAUGUUGGAGGAGAAGGUGUACAGCAGGGCUUGUUAAAACUUUUGGAGGGUACAGUUGUUAAUGUACCAGAAAAAAACUCACGGAAGCUGCGUGGAGAGACUGUACAAGUUGAUACAACGAAUAUACUUUUUGUGUCUUCUGGAGCAUUUAAUGGGCUUGACAGAAUUAUCAGCAGGAGGAAGAAUGAGAAGGAUGGUAAGAGUCCACAAGUGGUAUCCAAUAUCCAAGCAGUGAAGUCUACAAGACCACCAUGA